GAUUCUAUUUGAAGACUCAACUUGUGGUCAUAGUUAACUCAUCUUCCUCCUACAAAAUAUCCUAUAUAGAUCUCUCUCCCAUCCUCUCUUAAAUGUUACAUCUUUUGUGUUCAAUGUUCUAAAAAAAUCAAACUCUCAAAAUCAAUCACACACCAUUUUCCACUUAUCCAUAACCUUCUAACACUUUCUCCAAAUCAAACUCAAAUUUCUUCUAAAUUCUGAAAUUUUCAUCUAAUUUUAGUCAUUGAGCUAUUAUAAGUCCAAAAAGAACAUAACUCAAGUUUUUGUCCUCUUGUUAUUUUCUCAUCACUUUUGUUUUUUUUUCGCCACAUCUUCAAAACCCAACAUAAAUAGCAACCCAUUUCCCCCAAAAGUUCAAUUUGGAUCUUACUACACACAACAAAUCUCCAAUCCCUCCAAAGCUUUGAACUUUAUUGAAAAAUCAUCAAAAAUUUCAAAACCCUAAUCUCAUAUUUCACAUCAAGCUCUUACCUUUUAGUCACAAAAAGAUGCAAGACCCAACAACAUUUCAUCCCAUGAAACCAAAUUUUCCUGAACAAGAACAACUCAAAUGUCCACGUUGUGAAUCAAGCAACACAAAAUUCUGUUACUACAACAACUACAAUCUCUCACAGCCACGCCAUUUUUGCAAGAACUGUAAAAGGUAUUGGACAAAAGGUGGUUCUUUGAGGAACAUUCCUGUGGGUGGUGGAACAAGAAAAGUCACAAAACGUUCAUCAAAUCCCAAACGUUCAACAACUUCAUCUUCAUCUUCUCCACCACCGUCAAUCACUUCUUCAGCUCAAGCUUCUUCAGCUCAAACUUCUUCAGUUCCGGAGUCUGACCCGACCCGGAUUCGUGUUGACCCGGUUGAGCCAAGUUUUGGUGGAGGGAGUUUUAGUUCACUUCUUGCAUCAACUGAGCGGUUCGGGAGCCUUUUUGAGGGUCUGAAUUCAAAUGGGUCGGGUUUAAAAAUGGCGGAAAUGGGCGAUUUUGGGGAGAAUUUGAACAGUGACCCGGUUGUGGAUUCGGGUCAUAUUCAUACUCUUAACCCGAAUGUUAGAAACGGUGAAUCAGAGAUCUUUCUUGGUUUGCAAAAUGGUGAUUCAAGUUGCUGGAAUGGGAACCAUGGUUGGUCUGAUCUUGCAAUAUACACACCUAGUUCAACUUAUCAGUAGAAGUGAUUUGAAAAAAAAAGUUAAAAGUUAAGCCUUUUUUUGGCUUAAUUUAGUUUCUUAAUUAAGCAUCAUUUUGCUCCAAUAUUUAUUUACAGUCAUAUACUAUGGUUUUGUAAAGAGUUAUAUUAUUUGUAUAAGUUUAUGGAUUUGUAUGCCAUGGAGGAUCAUACAUCACAGGGUCACUAAAUCAGUAACCUCUAGGUAGGUGAAUGUUGUUUUUCUUCUCUUCUUUCUUUUAUAUAUUUAUAUAGUGAAUGGUUUUUCUUGUUUACCAUGAUGGUAAUUGGAAGUUAACAAAAUACAGUUUUGUGUGGAGGAAUGUGUAAUGUGAUUCUUUGGUGAUUAGGAUGAUAAUGUAUUUUGGUUUGUUUUACCUAGCUUUUGAAGGAUCUGUGGUCCAUGAAUAUUUGAGGUUUGCAUGAGAAUUCAUUGAUCAUUAGACCUAGAUAUUUGGAAUGUAAGGGACUAUAUGGGAAAUUUUAAAGUACAAUAGUGACUUAAUGUUAA
Molecule: messenger RNA, 1685 nt
Organism: Lathyrus oleraceus (garden pea)
Lineage: Eukaryota; Viridiplantae; Streptophyta; Magnoliopsida; Fabales; Fabaceae
Product: dof zinc finger protein DOF1.7
Exons: 1
Coding region: 510-1178 (222 amino acids)
Biological process (GO): regulation of DNA-templated transcription
Molecular function (GO): DNA binding; DNA-binding transcription factor activity
Source: RefSeq, a predicted model, not a curated record